Ictalurus furcatus (blue catfish) is the source of this 2072-nucleotide messenger RNA. Its product is annotated as E3 ubiquitin-protein ligase TRIM16-like. NCBI's taxonomy places the organism in Eukaryota, Metazoa, Chordata, Actinopteri, Siluriformes, Ictaluridae. The record is from RefSeq and is a predicted model, not a curated record. Gene Ontology annotation, molecular function: protein binding; zinc ion binding. The transcript is spliced from 6 exons. Bases 158 to 2029 code for a protein of 623 amino acids.
GUCUUUCUGUGAGAGCCAUGCCCUAGAAAUAUGUAAAGAGCAGUGUGUUUGUCUUGCAAAUUCUGACCUUUUUACAUUGUUGUGGUAAAAUCUGAAGUGACAGAUCUUUAGUAUAAAAAUUGGCUUUAACGUUAAGCUGACAGGCUUUUUAAAAAUUAUGAUCAGAUUUAGAGCAGGUUUCUCAUUCCUCUCGCUCUCUCUCAAUCUCUCUCUAUCUCUGUCUCUCUCUUUCUUCACAACUAAAGUCUUGCAAACACACAGGAGCAGGGAGCCACACCUCCUGAUUCCAGAGAAAACUAAACAGAUCUCUGAGUCUCUCUCUCUCUCUCUCUCAGUGUGUGAGUUCAUGAAAAUGGCAGAAGCCAGUAUUUUAGUUGAUCAGGACCAGGUCAUUUGUCCAGUGUGUCAGGAUCUCCUGAAGGAUCCGGUGACUAUCCCCUGUGGUCACAGUUUCUGUAAGGUGUGUAUUAAUGGCUGCUGGGAUCAGGAGGAUCAGAAGGGGGUCUACAGCUGUCCUCAGUGCAGAGACACUUUCACUCCGAGGCCUGUUCUACACAGAAACAACAUGCUGGCUGAAGUGGUGGAGAAACUGAAGAAGACUAAAAUCCAAGCUGCUUCUCCUGCUCACUGUUACGCUGGACCUGGAGAUGUGGAGUGUGAUUUCUGCACCAGGAGAAAAUACAAAGCCAUCAAGUCCUGUCUGAUGUGUCUGGCUUCCUUUUGUGAAACUCAUCUGAAACCUCAUCUAGAAGUUUCUGCUUUGAAAAAACACACCUUAAUUGAAGCCUCAGCAAAACUCCAAGAGAAGAUCUGCUCUGAACAUAACAAGCUGAUUGAGAUCUACUGUCGUACUGACCAAACCUGCAUCUGUUAUUUGUGUACGAUGGAUAAUCACAAAGGACACGACACCAUCACAGUCACAGCAGAAAGAGCUGAGAAACAGAAUGAGUUAAAGGAGGAGCAGAUGAAAUCCCAGCAGAGAAUCCAGAAGAAGCAGAAGAAGGUGCAGGAGCUGAAACAGACUGUGAACACGAUUAAGUCCCGUGCUCAGACAGCAGUGGAGGACAGUGAGAUUAUCUUUACUGAGAUGAUCAGCUCCAUGGAGAAAAUGCGCUCGGAGGUGACGGAGCUGAUCAGAGCUCAGGAGAAGGCUGAACUGAGUCAAGCUAAACGACUCCUGGAGCAACUGGAGCAGGAGAUCACUGAUCUUCAGAGGAGAGUCACUGAGCUGGAGCAGCUUUCACACACACACGAUCACAUCCAAUUCCUCCAGGUAACACUCACUUUUCCUCCAUUAGACAGACCAGAGUUUCACACAUCCAGCAUCACUGUCCAUCAAAAUCUCUCAUUUGAUGGAGUGAGGAAUUCUCUCUCAGAUCUGAAGAAGAGACUCGAGGAAUUCUUUGAGGAGGAAUUCAACAAAAUCCCUCCACAUGUUCAGAUCAUUUCACCAUCAGAGCCACAGAGCAGAGAAGACUUUCUGACAUAUUUUUGGUAUCUGACUCUGGAUCCCAGCACGGCACAUCAUUACGUCAUUCUGUCUGAGAAGAACAGAGCGGUGACAGCCAGUGAGAGAGAACAGCAGUACUCUGAUCAUCCAGAGAGAUUUGACUCCUAUAAACAGGUGUUGUGUAAGGAGAGUCUGUGUGGACGCUGUUACUGGGAGGUGGAGUGGAGUGGUUUUGGUGUGUACAUCUCAGUCUCAUAUAAAGACAUCAGGAGGAAAGGAGAGGGUAGUGAAUGUGGGUUUGGAUGCAACAAUCAGUCCUGGAGUCUGUGGUGUUCUUCUUCUUCUUUCUGUUUCUAUCACAACGACAAUAAAACUGAUCUCGGAGUUCCAUCAUCCUCCAGAAUAGGAGUGUAUGUGGAUCACAGUGCAGGAAGUCUGUCCUUCUACAGCGUCUCUGACACGAUGAAGCUCCUCCACAGAGUCCACACCACAUUCACUCAGCCUCUAUAUGCUGGGUUUGGGCUCUACUGGCUGUUUGGUUCUACUGUGAGAUUGUGUGAUCCAAAAUUAAGUGUGUAGUGUUUUAUGUAAAAUUCCUGCACGUUGCCACAUUGUUGCUCAG